Messenger RNA from Meloidogyne enterolobii, 353 nucleotides. NCBI's taxonomy places the organism in Eukaryota, Metazoa, Nematoda, Chromadorea, Rhabditida, Meloidogynidae. The record is from the annotation of a GenBank genome assembly.
UUUGUAAUAUACGCAAAGCUCUCUACAAAACACUUGCUUUAAUCAUGUCUAUUCAAAUUUUUGGAUAUUUUUUUGCUUUAAUUGCUUAUCAAGUAGUUGACGCAUAUUCUUCAAUUUUAACAUUCAUGCAAAAACAAUUAAUUCUUUGUGUUUUGAAUUGUCUUUUAUCCUUAAUUGCUUCUAUGGAAGUUCCAGUUUUGUUUGCAGCAAGUACUGAACAUCGCUUGGCAUUGAAAGACGAAUUCAAAUGGUUAUCUAAACUUUUUACUAAAAGUACAACAACCACAACUGCUGUUGAAUUCAUAAACAAGGAUAAUGAACUUAAUAAAAGAAAUAUUCAAAGAAAAAUUUAA